GACCUGACUGUACUAUGUUGGCUCUGCAGAAAUGUCGAGUCUCUCUUCCCUUUGCGGGCAUUAAUACCCUUUGUUGGUAGGGUUUACUGACGUCACGAGGCAAUGGCUGAGCUCGAAGCUGGUAGCUGCUGAGUUUAUGUGCUGAUUUCACCUUCAGCCAGCAGCAGUAGCAGUAAGCUAUUGUCACAGAGCUAACUCUCAUUUUGACUUGCAGAGAAGGGUUUGCAGAAGAGGACAUUGGCGGAAACAUCCCAGAGCCACUGAAUAUGUGACUGAGUGAAUGGAACAGCCUCAAGAAAUGGAGGAAGAAUAAACCCAAGAGGGUUUGGAUGUAUAAAACAAGCAGCUUUUGCAGGAUCACUAGCUACCUUGCUCUCCUGCUUUUGGAUUUAAGAUCAUGUCUGUUCACAUUGUAGCCUUUGGAAACGAAAGAGGUGGAUUUUCUGAAGAUGAUCAGCAAAGGAGUCUAAUCUGGACCUACCUUGGGAGAAGUGCUCUUGUUUCAGAGACUGACAGCAGUUUGUUGCUAAACUCUGCCAACUACCUUAGAAACCCUGCAUUCACCGAGUAUCACGCCUGUGUGUUUGGAAAUGUCAGAUUGGUGAUACAUGACUGUCUUCUCUGGGAUAUUUUUGAAAGUGACUGGCACACAUCUCGGAACCUUAUUGGAGAAGCAGAUAUCAUUGUGAUUAAAUACUCUGUAAAUGACAAGUCUUCAUUUCAAGAAGUAAAGGAUAUUUAUGCACCACUGAUAAAAAAAACAUUAAGCCACUGUUCAAUUCCAGUCAUAAUUUCUGCUGUUGGUGCAAGACAAAACGUUCCUUGCACUUGUCCUUUGUGUAUCUCAGACAGAGGAAGCUGUGUUACAGCUUCUGAGGGGAUUCAGCUUGCUAAAGAACUAGGAGCUACUUACCUGGAAUUGCACAGUCUCAAUGAUUUCUACAUAGGAAAAUAUUUUGGAGGAGUGCUGGAAUAUUUUAUGAUACAAAGCUUGAAUCAGAAGUCAUCUGAAAAAAUGAAGAAAAGGAAAAAAAGCCAUAAGUGCCAUGGAAUUAAACCACCUCAACUUGAUCAGCCAGAAAAAAUGCCAAUCUUAAAAGGUGAAGCCUCGCAUUACGAAUCUGAUUUACAUAACCUGCUGUUCUGCUGCCAGUGUGUGGAUGUGAUCUUUUACUCUGAAGACUUGAAGGAGGUAGCAGAAGCUCACAGGAUUGUUUUGUGCUCUAUUAGCCAUGUCUUCAUGUUACUUUUUAAUGUGAAGAGCCCAGCUGACAUUCAGGAUUCUUCUAUCAUUAGGACUGCUCAGAUCCUUUUUGCAGCAAACCAGGAAGUUGUGUUUCCCAUUUUAAACCACGGUUCAUCCUGCAAUUCACCAGUAAGAGUCAUUGUUAAAGACUCUUCCUUCUGUUCUUGUUUCUCAGACAUUCUGCACUUCAUUUAUUCAGGUGCUUUCCAAUGGGAAUUAUUGGAAGAACAUAUUAAACAAAAGCUGAAAGAUCCUGGGAAUGUUGAACUUGUUCUUGAGAGAGUAAAAUGUAUCUUGAAAAUUCCAGGAAAGGUUAACAGCUCAUGGAAUUGCAGGUCAUAUUUGUCGAAAAGACCCUUGCAGUUAUGUAACAGCUCUCUCAGGCUUUUCUUUAACACAACUGUGUUAGCUGAUGUCAUGUUCAAAAUACAAGGUGCUACAGUGCCAGCUCACAGAGCAGUCCUGGUGGCUCGCUGUGAGGUAAUGGCAGCUAUGUUUAAUGGUAAUUAUAUGGAAUCUAAUAGUUUUCUGGUUCCAGUAUAUGGGAUUUCGAAAGACACAUUCCUGUCCUUUCUAGAGUAUCUGUAUACUGACUCCUGUUGUCCAGCCAGUAUUCUGCAAGCCAUGUCACUCUUGAUUUGUGCUGAGAUGUACCAAGUGUCAAGGCUCCAGCACAUCUGUGAGCUUUAUAUCAUCACACAGCUCCAGAGCAUGCCUAGUAGGGAAUUGGCAUCAACAAGCCUGAGCGUUGUCAACUUGCUUCGAAAAGCAAAGUUUCAUAACUCUGAUUGCCUUUCAAAUUGGCUUCUUCAUUUUAUAGCUUCUAAUUACUUAAUCUUCAGUCAAAAACCUGAGUUUGAAGACCUUUCAGUGGAAGAACGCAAUUUUGUUGAGAUGCAUAGAUGGCCUUCUAGUGUGUACCUGAAACAGCUUGCAGAGUACAGGAACUACAUUCAUUCUCGGAAAUGCCAUUGUCUAGUAAUGUAAACUGAAAGCUGAUCUUUCUUCAUUUAUGAAGAGGAGAGUCACAGAAAGGCUUUUGCUUCAGGAAUCUUAAAUCUUCAAAGACUGAAAGGAAAUACUGAGCUUAAAUGAUGUGAAACAAUAUUGCACUUGCUAAUGAAUAACUACUGUAUUUUUUUUAAAAAAGCAUGUGAAACAAAUUGUAGGACAGCAUAAGCAUUUAACCAGGGUAUGUCUCAAUUGUGCUGCUGAGCCUGGGCUUUUUUUUAGAGGAGUAUGAAUUAUAUAGAAUUUAGACAACUUGUCAGCCUCUGCGAUGGGAAUUUUAAGAGUCCAGAGAGUCCAAAUUCAUUAACCCGCUUUUUUGUUUGCUAGUCCGUUCUGUUUUUGGUAAAAUUUCUGUAAUUUAUUUAUGGGCCUUUUAAGAAUUUUGUAAAAAAAACAAAAAAAAACCUGCAGGACUUGGUAUUAUAUUUCUAUACAAGGACUUAAAAAGUGUACCUCCUGUUAGCAGUGUAGCACUGUAAAAACACAUCAUUCUCUCUCUAGAAAGUUACUUAGGUUUUCUUCUCAUUGAGGUGUCUAAUAAAAGAAAAUAGUCCCAAUCAUGUAUUUUUUUUUCUGAUCCCUAUCCUGAAAGGCAAGAGAUGAUUGAGGAACAAGCCAUUCCAUAUAACAUUCCAAUAUAAUGUCUGCUACAAAGGUGUUUUCUAAAUGAAUUGAAACAUCAGAAUUCUCUAACAAUACUAAAUUCUCUUCCAGCUUUGUCCACCUGGGUUCUCUGUGUGGCCACAGGCAAGGCCCGGGGAGCUGAGAGGAGGAGUUGCAGUGGUCUGUUGUGAUUCUGGCCCCUUGUCCAGGUGCUCCAUCCCACAGUCUUCCAGUGUUGAGUGUGCAUAUCUGCAGGAGGGUGCUUUGGGGGCUGUCUAUA
Elgaria multicarinata webbii is the source of this 3140-nucleotide messenger RNA. It is a transcript of the gene RHOBTB3, whose product is annotated as Rho related BTB domain containing 3. Gene Ontology annotation, biological process: proteasome-mediated ubiquitin-dependent protein catabolic process; regulation of proteolysis. Gene Ontology annotation, cellular component: cytoplasm; nucleus. The transcript is spliced from 12 exons. The coding region runs from base 398 to 2233 and encodes 611 amino acids. Lineage: Eukaryota; Metazoa; Chordata; Lepidosauria; Squamata; Anguidae. The record is from RefSeq and is a predicted model, not a curated record. Gene Ontology annotation, molecular function: GTP binding; ubiquitin protein ligase binding; GTPase activity.